AAAACCACCAAUCUUUUAUAUGGUACCUGUUACGUUGUUGGAGAACAAAAAUUAACAUUAAUCUAUUAUAAAUGAACUAGCUUAUAAUUCCUAGAAGAAUAAUCAAUAGCUAGACUGGCCCUUUAGGCUUUAAUCCUUAUCCUUCAUGUGAAAGAAACAUAUUCAUUUAAUUUCUGCCUCAAUUUGGGUUCCUAUGUGGUGAAAUUUUUUUCCUAUAAAUUUCUCUGCAACUGCUAUCACAAUUACAUAUAUUAAUUGGCCUAUGCACGAGACUACGUACAGCCAUAUUUAUAAUGCAUAUCUAACAGUUCAAUAUUUGGAGGACCCAACACAUAAUUAUGACGAUUUCUACAUCCUCAUCUGCUGAUUUAUUAUAUUAUGGCAUUUAUCCUUCAGCAUAUAUAUGUAAAUAUAUAUAUAUGUUAAUUUAAGGAGUUAAACGUAGUGUUUGUGUUUGUCAAUUAGUUUUUCUGGUUUAUGUCCUAAUCCCUUCAAAACAGCAGCAAUAAAUAUCAUCAACUAAUUUUUAGUUAGCUAAUAAAUUAAGUAAUAGUUUCUUGGUAGACAUAUAGUAUUAAUAUGUGUUGUGAGUGGAUAUUUGAGGUUGUAAUGUGUAGGUAUGGUUUUUAAUUUUCUGGGCAUUAAAGUGAGAUCUACUUGCCAUCUUUAAUGCUUUGGCCUGUCCUCCAUUCAUUAAUUAAUAGGUUCGAUGAGAGCAAUUUAAGAACCCUAUUAACUAGACAUGCCAUCUUGCAUGAUUCUCUCCUGCGCAAUUUGAUCUUCAAGACUGUGGUAGAUUAAUAUCAAUUUAGAUAUGUCUCCAUGUUUUCAUGUUUGUUCCCAAAAAUUUUCUUCAACUGGGUUUUCUUUUUCUUCUUCUUUUACUCUUCAUUUCUAGUACAAGGACAUAUUUAUGCAUAUACGUGCAUAUAUAUAGUUGCAUAUAUACAGAAGCCAAAUAUUUAUAGUCUCCUGUAUCUGAACUGAGAGUUUUUCUUCUUCUUUCUGGGAGUAAUGGAUCUUACAGAGCUAUCUUUGGCUCCAAGAGAGUGUGUGAUGAGUAAAACCAGAAGCAGUAAUUCAUCUUCAGAGUCUGAGUUGAGCAAGUCUUCUAGGAAGAGGAAGCUCUUUUCAGUUAACUUUCAAACAAGUGUUGACCUUCAACUUAAGGACCCUCUACCCUGGGACUGGGAACAAUGUCUUGAUCUUGAGUCAGGUAGAAUGUAUUAUGUGAACAAAAAGAGCUUGAGAAGAAGCUGGAGCUACCCCAAGGAGAAGAAGUUGGACCUUGAACUCAACAUCUCCACCAACCCUAAUUUUACUGGUCAACAGAAGUUAGUAGUUGAAGAUGAUAAUCAACAAAAUUCAUCAACAGGGAGUGGUAGUAACAUGGUGGCUUUGCCAUGUAUGAAUUGCCAUCUGCUUGUAAUACUCUUUAAAUCCUACCCUUCAUGCCCAAACUGCAAGUACGUUCAUGCUCUCUCCCCACCUCCGCAAACACAAACUCGAACGCCAAAUUUCAUAUCUCACUAGAGGUGUAAAAUGCGAGUUGCUUGUCGAUGUAUUGACCAUUAACAGGUUGUUUAUCUAAUGUUUCGUGCUUUUCUAUAUUAGUGUUGAUGUUUUUAAAGUUGAGAGUAAAAUAUGGUAAAACACCUUGACCCUCUUGAAUUGAUUAUUUUGUUGAAUUACUAUUUGGAUUCAAGAGAGUACAUAAAAUUCUUAGUGGGAAAUCCCCUUUAAGCAA
Molecule: messenger RNA, 1747 nt
Organism: Carica papaya (papaya)
Lineage: Eukaryota; Viridiplantae; Streptophyta; Magnoliopsida; Brassicales; Caricaceae
Molecular function (GO): protein binding
Source: RefSeq, a predicted model, not a curated record